Lolium rigidum is the source of this 932-nucleotide messenger RNA. Its product is annotated as thymocyte nuclear protein 1-like. Gene Ontology annotation, cellular component: nucleus. Lineage: Eukaryota; Viridiplantae; Streptophyta; Magnoliopsida; Poales; Poaceae. The transcript is spliced from 2 exons. Bases 1 to 648 code for a protein of 215 amino acids. The record is from RefSeq and is a predicted model, not a curated record.
AUGGCGAGGAAAGCAGCCACCACCAUGACUGCCGCCAGCAAGAAAGCAGCGACCGCCACCGGCAAGAAAGCAGCGACAGCCGCCAGCAAGAAGGCAGGUCCCACCGUCACCGCCGCCGGCAAGAAAGCGGCGGCGUCCGCCAGCAAGAAGGCAUCACCCACCGUGACCGCCGCCAGCAGGUACUGGCUCCUGAAGACGGAGCCGGGGGAGUGGUCGUGGUCCGACCAGGCCAGAGCCCCCGGGGGCGUUGGGCCGUGGGACGGCGUCCGCAACCACCAGGCCAUGAACAACCUCCGCGCGAUGCGAUGCGGCGACCGCUGCCUCUUCUACCACUCGGGCGCCGGCGCGAUGUCGCGCCGCGUCGUGGGCGUCGUGGAGGUCGCCAGGGAGUGGUACGAGGGCGAGGAGGGGGAGGCGACGGCCGGCGGCGCCGUGGACGUGCGGGCCGUCGGGGAGUUCCAGAAACCUGUGGGGCUGGCAGAGAUCAAGAAGGCCGCGGGGGAGGUGGAUGGGAUGAAGGACUUCGCGCUGAUCCGUCAGGCCCGGCUCUCGGUGAUGCCCGUGCCGGUGAAGAUCUGGGAUUGGAUUUGUGAGAUGGGAGGUGGGUUUGUGCAGGAUGGGGAGGUGGAAGAUGAAACUGAGGGUUGAUGAUGUCAAGGUAAAAACAGGUAACAUAUGCAGUCGGAGGGGGGAAUUUUGCGAUGCUAUUUGGCCUGCAAGGGAUGGUACUCCGAGGAACUAAUUAGUGGUAUGUUCUGCAGCUUCUCUAGUGUUUGCCGUCUGUGCACCGCAGUGUGACUAUAAGUGUGUACCCACUAGCUAGUCAAUGUAAGUUUAGUAGUCGACUUUGGCAUGUUGCAAGAAGAGUCCUUAUCUUGGGGCUUUGAGAUCAAAUCAAUGAGUCAUAUGCUGUUCUAUGUGGCUGUAUGGAU